UACAAUUGUUGUUGUCUAUUCUGCAAUCCAUUACCAAAACAACCUGCCUUUACUUAUUCCAUCAUAAAACCGCAAAGACAAGUGAGCAUAAAACUGCAAAUCAUUGAUGUGACUAUGUCACGUCACGUGUAUUACCACCACCAUCAUUUGAACAACGACGGGAACAAGUAACCUGAUGCAGCCAGCAUCAAGUUUUAUAUUUUCUUGUGAAUUUCUUACACAGCAGCAACUGAGUUUCCUUCCGUUUUUUAUUAUGUUGAAGUUGGAGUUGAAGUUGCACACUUGAAAUUGUCUACGGAAGUAAUAGUUUUACCAGAUUGUUAUAAUUUUGUUUUCGGUUCAUGUGGCAAAUCGUAUAAAAACGUUAGAUAGCCAUUUCUUACACCACACUUAACAAAGCGACAUUGAACAUUAAGGACAUUGUUUCUUAAGAUCACAAAUAAAUCAAAUAAAAUGGAACAAGUGAUAACGAUUUUAGCAAUUUUAUCAGCAUGCACUGCUGCAAGAAUACCGCAUCGUUCGGACUCAGCUUCUUUGGAUGUGGCAUAUCCACAGCCGAUCUCAUUAGACCGUUUCGAAGCCAUGUUACAGAGAGCAACACAAAUGCUCCGCACUCCAGCUCAAGUAGUUGAACCUGAACACAAUGAACCAGCAAUACCCAACUACAAUAUCAAUACUAGAGAUCCCGAAGCAAGCUAUUACCUGCCCAUGUACCAAAAUGAAAAGAAUCAAAAACUUGACGCCAAGAGCCGACAACUGCAAUACAUGUUGCCACCAACAGAGGAAAACCAAGAGUCAAAUUUUUACGUUAUCAAGCAGAAGAAACUGCCAAAAAAGUUUAAAAACGCAGCCAAACACAUCAAUGUUAAAGUCGUUGCUGAAGCAGAACGUGAUGAAGUUCCAGCGGAAAGAACUCCUCACAGUUAUAGUAAUGAGCACAACAUUAUUUUUGAUGAUUCAUUCUUUGGAGUUGAUGCUCAAGCACCUGUCCCUGAAGAAGUACCACAAGAACAUAAUACCGAUCAUGGAUUUAUUGCCCCACUUUAUUCGCGAAGAAAUCGCAAAGCUGAAGAUUUAUUUGCAACACAAAGUUCAAGGCGAGAGGCGAGAAUGAGAUUGGGAAUGCCAACAACUAGGUUUUCUAUCUUUUAUGGAAGGGAGUAAACAGGGGUAUUCAAGUUAAAAAUAGGAAUUACUAAUAAGUUUUAUAAUUUAUGACAUUUAUUAAAUUAAUUAAAAAAGAUUAUAGGUU
This is a messenger RNA of Episyrphus balteatus (marmalade hoverfly), 1252 nucleotides long. RefSeq lists its product as uncharacterized. The transcript has 2 exons. Lineage: Eukaryota; Metazoa; Arthropoda; Insecta; Diptera; Syrphidae. The record is from RefSeq and is a predicted model, not a curated record. The coding region runs from base 454 to 1164 and encodes 236 amino acids.